Cuscuta europaea is the source of this 20984-nucleotide messenger RNA. NCBI's taxonomy places the organism in Eukaryota, Viridiplantae, Streptophyta, Magnoliopsida, Solanales, Convolvulaceae. The record is from the annotation of a GenBank genome assembly.
GCGGUCCCCAUAAGAGCAACCCCAAUUCCCCAAGCGUACUAUAUACAUGCCACAACGUGGUCUUCAUUUUCAUCCACUGCACGCCUCCCCAUAGUCUUCCUAAGUUGACUGAACCUUGCUUUAAUUUGAGCUUCUGCAAGACAGCAACUUUCUUGGGAAUAAGUUUUGAAGGUUGAGGGAUAGGAUCAGUGAACUGCUUGGAACCAAACUGUCCCCCUUUGCAAGGUACGGCUCUGUUUAAUUUCUUGCUGAAAAUCUCAGUGACAAUCUGCCCGGUGGGAUCUUUUGCUGUUUUUCCUUGGAUUCUAUCCCCGCCUUCUCUUGUUCGGUCAGGUAUGUAUACAUUUUCCUUAUCGGUGCUCAGUGGCCACAUCCCCUGCCCAUUGAGCGUGGUCGGGUCAUGUCGAGCUAAUUCUAGGCUCAUACUGUACCCGAACUACUUCUGGCUUGUUCUUACUUCUUAUUACGCACCCAUACACAUAUCCAAGACCGGAACGCGCAUUCCAGCGACCCGUAGAAAGAAUGUUUUUUUUUAAAAAGAUUAACCCGGACCUGGUACGUCGUUGUCGGGCCCUGUGCGAUUGCGAGGUGGAACUUGGAAGUCCAUGGUGAUGGGAUCGGUAGGAGGGCGUGCGCCGAUGCAGAGCUUCUUUAGCCAGCCUGUCCUUGUGGGGGAGAGAAACGUGGCUUAUCUUGACUCUUGAGGACCCAGAAAAAGGGGUUAGGCUCAGGGAGAAAUUUUUGGAAUGCAGGGAGCGAGGGUUUAAAGAUAGGGAGAAAGCGAGUUAGGUAUGGGCUAUGGCGGAAGCUGUACCGCUGUGGUUGAUUUUUAGCAUUUUGUGGAUGAAUGAACCACUAACUUUAUGUCUUUAUCCUUAUUUAUCUUAGACUUUUUAAGUCAAAAGCAUAACUUUUAUCAAUUAUUUUAAGGUGACAAUUCUGGUACCCAUUUAAAAAAUGGGAUACCGUACCUAUGGGUACCAUAGAAUUUACCUUAUUUUAAUUCAUCUCAAUAUUAAAAUAAGGUCAAAAAAGUGAUUAAUUUCCCCUCAAUAUUACUAAAUGCAACACAAUUUUCAAAAAAAUGACUAGUUUCAAAUAUUGACAAAAAUGUGACUAAUGAGGUCAUAGAUUUGGAAAAGGGUACUGUAACUAUAAAUAAUUAUGUUACUGCGAUUUUUUCAUGUCACUAAGAAGUUGUCAUUGUCAAAUUUUUAAUGUCACUUACGAAUGUCACUGUUGUCAUAAACAUGUCAUUGUCACCGGAAAACAUGUCACUAUGACCAUUUCCGAUCAGCGAAAUUGUCUCCGCCAACACCACGACCGAUCAACCACCACACCCGACUCCCACACUCGCACUCAGCCCCGUACACACACCUAGCAACCACCACCGUAGACAGCCGCCACCCUAUCCGUGACCACACCGGCCCCUCCCCAGCCCCAGCCCAACCCCACCAGCUCCCUCCUUGCCCCAUCCCCAACCCACCAGCCCCCUCCCUAGCCCCUCCCCGGUCCACCAGCCCCCUCCCUUGCCCUCCCCGGCCCACCAGCCCCCUCCCCAUCCCACCAGCCGCUACCAGCUGCCUCCCCAGCACACCAGACCCUUCCCCAUCCCAACAGCCCCUCCCCAGCUCACCAGCUCCAUCCUUAGCCCACCAGCCUCAUCCCCGCAGCCGUCACAUCGAAUCACUGCGCCACCACUGACCGUGGCCACAAUUAUUCCUAUAACUGACCCCAGCGCAACCCUAGCUGCAGACAACAGAUCCGAAAUCCUAAUCAACCAAAUCUCUGUCCCAAUCGAAGCAAUAGUAGAUGUAGAAACCAAAUCGAUGUAGAAAGGAGAGGAAGAAGAUUUAGGUCGGUCAACAAUGGUUGUCGUCUCCAAGGCUCGAGACGCCAUCGUCGUAUCAUAGCCGCUGUCAUUGUCGUUUUUUACUGAAUCGUUGCCACCAUCUCCGAUGGAGAGGUCGUGUCGGAGAAGAAGAACGAUGUGGAUGGUGAUGAGAAGCAGAGAAGCAGAUAGAAGGCGCGCAGAGAGAUGCGGUAGUCCAUUGGUUGCGCUAGGUGAUGCCGAUCAAAAGAGAAGCAGAAGCUUUGUACGAACGUGAAACGAGAAUGAGUUAUUAGAUUUGGGCUAUGAGAGUUGAGUCACUUUUUGUCUAUGUAUAAAAUGGUCAUAUAUUUGUCCAUUCAAACUCUCUAACUAAUAUUUUUGUCAUUCUUUCUUAAUUUAAUCAAUAAUUUGGAGUUACAAUCAGCCAAAAACUCAAGAUCCACCAUCUUCUAAAAAACUCCAUCUAAACUCAAAAAAAGCCCUACGAUCAGACUAUGAGACGUUCACCUCCAAACAAGCAACACAAAUCGCUCGCCACCAAAAAAGCAACAUAUAGUUCUUUCUGACCCUUAAGGUCACUGUACUCUUUACCACUUCAAUAAACUCAAAAUAGCCGAAGAGUUCCCUCAUUCCGUGAUCAAAUAUAGAAAAAUUCGUCCAAAACAGAGAAUUUUUUUUGUUGAACAUAUGGAAGAUUUGAGGCAAAUAACGGUAAUGAGCACCCCCCAAACUAUCUCUAACACAAGCAAGCCAAAAACAUAGUAAAAAGUCUAAAAAGGCAUAAGUAAAACUAGAAAGAAAAGGAGAGCCAUUAACCGCAUUAGCCAGAUCCAAACUUGAAACGUUUUUUUCCAAACCCUAAUCAUCUAAUCCCUCCAUGGUGGCGGUUCCGAAGGAGGAUGGGCUGGCAAUAUUGCAUGUUCUUCCUCACCCCUCUCAUUGUGCAUCACCUUCUCCUUGAACCCACACAUCCAGCCCGAACUAGAUUUGCUCAUUUGCAUCAGGUGAAAGCUUUGCACCACGAAUCACAAGAACACUACAAGGAUCUCAAUGAUACUCCAAAAUCCUGUCUAAGCAACCUUUGACCACUACCACAAAGGAUAGACCAAAAUUGUCGAACACAGUGAUUGAAAAAGCUCACCACCGAAAAGAGAAACCCUAGAAUGCUAGGGAAAUGGCUGCACUACAGAGCGUAUAAGAGUGGCGUGUAGCAAUUCUUUUUUGAUGAAUUUAUACUUUUAUGAUAUUAUUUUUAAUAAAGAACAAAGAGAGUAUAAAAUUGUUCAGGAUAAGAUUAAAAUAUGAACAUAAUUCUAAAAAUAAGAGUAAAGAUAUUUUUAAUUGGAUUGAUUUGAGACUAUUGAGUCCCUUAUAACUAGGUCAAACUUGAUUAUGCCAAAAUAUGAUGCGAUCAAAAUUCUACAUUUCAAUAAUACACAUAAAAUAAACAUCUAUAAAAUCAAAUCUACAAAUUUAAUCAUAUCAGACCAAAUUUAAACAAAAUAGAUGAGAUCAUACCGAACUAGAAAGUCUCAGUCCAAUUAAAAGAUUUUAAAUAUGCUUUCUUUCAAAAAUAGGACUUAUUUACUCCUGUUAAAAUUAUAGACUUUUCGAAAAUAGAAGUGAAUGUGUCCGAUUUUAUGAAGAAAACAAUGAAAAAUUUUAUAUUAUCAUAUUAUGUUUUACUCUUAUUAUGUAAUUUUCAUUAAACGUUAAGGAUUGACAUAAAAGUAUCUUGGUAACACGGGGCACUCUUCAUUGGCAAGUUACCUGUGGCAGCAGUUGUGGUUGAUUUCAGCAUUUUGUGGAUAAGCGUAUAGGAAAUUGCUCAAAAUAGGAUAUGAAUAAAUUAUAGAACAAGACUAAAGAUGUUAUUAAUCGGAUGGUUUCAGUGUAAGACCUGAUCAAAUUUAAUUAGAUCAAACUAGAUUAGACCAAACCAGACUCCGAUAAUGAUAAAACUAUAUUAUUUUAAUAAUAAUAAAAUAAAAUAAUACUCCCUCAUCGCAUAAUAUUUUGUCAAAUUUCUUUAUUUAGUCGUGCCAAAAGACCAGGUAUAUUUCAAUCCUCAAUACUUAUAUGUUUAUUCUUUCUAGAGAGAGAUUUAUAUUGCAACUUUGUUUGACCACAUAAGCCUCUAGAUUUUAUGCAUCAUAUUUUUAUAAUUUGGGUUCACAUGAGAGUAAAAUGUGAAUUUCUCUUCUAAUAUGUGAUUGAUAUUCCAACGGUAGUUACUUCAUAUUGAUACAUAGAGUAUAUUCUUAUGUUGCAUUGCAUAAAUGGAUUGUUAAACUUAAGAAAAAAAUGAUAAUAAUAUAUUGAUUUAGAAAAAAUUUAGAAAACUAAUUGGCAAACAGAAUCCAGAGCCUUGACUAAAGAACUUACCUCGAAUGUUCAUAUUAAUCAAGAUUGCAAUAUUUGAAAAGUUAAAGAACAUGAAAAUACAAAAGACAUAUUAUCUAAACAUCAAUAGUUGCAAAAAAUGAGCUUUUCAAACCUCAAAACACCAUAAAGAAGAAAAAAUAAAUAUAAAAUUUAGAAAUUAACUAAAGUUUUGAGUGAUUCAUUUGUGAAGGAUUGGUGGGUUUAUAUAGAAUAGUAACAAAUUCUUGAUAGUCUAUUCAUAAUCCUAGAUAAGUACGUGAUGAAAUUGUUGAGCCAUACUGUCAAAAUAUAUUCAUCUCAACUACUCAAUAAUAUCUUGUGUAGUAGUUAGUUUUCUACAAAUUCAGAAACUUACAGCAAUGGCUUUACCAUUUUUAUUCAACGAACCAAGUGGGUUCAGCGCCUUUUUCGGCUCGUGUCCGGCGCGUUAUGGGUCUGGGUCUAGUAUCAGAUCGGUUCAGUAACCUUUGGACAUUUGUAAACAUUUAACUCUUGUGCCAGUUUAGUAGGGUCCGUCGCCGUGUUUUUUCAUCUCACAAAUACAUUGUAUUUUGUCCUCUUUUGGCUUCAGCGAAUGUGUGCAGUUUUAAACCGCUUUCAACAUGUUACUUCACUUUCUUAGAUCUUGGUCAUACUUCAUAUUUCUGAAACAUCUUGGGGGGUGUACCUGUAUUCCUCUCUUUUUCCUAUAUAAGUUAUUAUUUUUACUUUUGUAAAUCAUGAGUAAUUAUUGCGUCUAUCACACUUCCAGCGAAAAUUAAAUUCAUAGAUUAAAAGUGAUAUAAACACUACAUUUGAAAAUAUAAUGUGAGAUUAUAAAACAUAAAAGUAAACAAUUAGAUUGAAUGGUUAACAUAACUAAAUAGAUGUAAAAGCAAACUUGUAAGGACCGCCUCAAUGUCGAGGCGUAAAGUUAUUACAUCCUCUCGUUAUCACAAUUCACAAAUAUAUAUAUACAUAAUUUGACGCAACUUGAUUGAUCUAUGUGAUAAGUCAUAAGAGCAAUAGUUAAUGUUACUUUUCAUUCAUAACACUAACUAUGUACAAUAUAAACACACAAACAUUGAGUAUUAAAUAGGGUAAAAUACUUUUAUUUCAGUAAAUAAUAAUUAACUUACAACAUUAUGUUAAUAAAAGAAUCUUAUGCUUCCACCAUAAUGUACGCCAUAUUUGAUCCAUAAUCUAUUAAAGUUUUUCUAUUGCUUGUACCAAAUGUUUGUAAACCGAUCGGUACUUGUUGCUCAUUAAUAUAAAUACUCUAAAGCUCCACAUUGUAAUUUUCUCUCACCAUUUGAUGCAUGUUAGUUGUAUAGAUAAUAUUUGCAAAAAAAUAGAUACAUAUAUUUCUAUCUAAAGAAUGCAUAAUUCCUAAUUUGUGUGUGUUUAUGUGUGUAUAUAAAGAAUAUAUGCAUAUAGCAUUAUAGACAUGUGUGCGCGUGCGUGUGCAUAUCUAUAGACAUGCACAUUUGCAUACAUAUACAGACACACAUAAACAUUUCACACUUACUGAUAGAGUAUAUCUAGAGAGAAGUGAGAGCUAGAGAGAGAAGUGCAAUAAUAUGCUUCAAUAGAAUGAUUUUGUAACCCCUAUAACUACUCCCAAGGGGAGUAUUUAUAGAGAAAAUACGGGCUGGGCUCCCAAGCCUUGGGCUUGGGAGGCCCAUUUACAACUGGACCGCUACUGGGCCGAAUACAAAGCCACUAAUGGGCUGUACAAAUGAGUAAGUGCGAAAUCCGGUUCUGGGAGGUCCUCGUGGCUGACGAGGGCGUGGCCGACGAGGGCACCCGGGUUCCUUGGGCUCAGGACCAUAAUCUGGGUUGGCCCCUUCUUCGGCCGACGGGGGCGUCUUGGCCGACGAGGGCGCCACUCUGUGUCUUGUGUUUUCUGUUCUUCCGAGUAUGUGGGUCCGGGGGCUCAGACCCAUAUACUCCAUCAGGAGUCCCCCACUCUCUAAGCUGAGACGUAGACGAAGUGAAGGAGAGUAGAUUCCCGUGCUUUAGUGCUUUUGGCCGAUGCGGGCAUCCCCGGGCCGUUAGUCGUUGCGGCGUUGGCGUUGUUUCCUCUUUGGUGAUCCUGUUCUGUGCUUUGGCCGUUACCUGUUCCUCGCUGUGGGCGGGGAUGCCGUUUUUUCCUUAAUGUGUUCAUUUGAGGAUGAUGAGUGUUCUUGUUUCAAUGGCGGCCGUUGAAGGCAUGCUUUCCCUUUCCUGGACGUUGGUGGUUGAAGUUUAUGUUUGGGCCGAUGAGGCCGUUGAGGUUGUUCCUUGCUUUGAGGACGAUGGCGUCCUUUCCUUUGGGUGGCCGAUGAGGGUGCUCGCGCACUCCUUUUGGCCGUUGUUGAUGAUGUUAUGUGCCUCUGGCCGACGAGGCGCCAUUGUGAUGCGUGGACGAUGUGGCCAUGCUUUGUGGUUACAUGUUCUUUGUAUUGUUCCUUUUUGUUUUGUUGAGGCCGAUGUAGUCCCCCAGUCCCCCACUGCUUCAGGCCGAAGAGUGUGAGGGGUGAAGGAGUUGCUUGAGUCCCUGGCCGAAGCGGUCUCUCCGUAGUCCCCCUGAAUCCAACCCUCAUGGCGAUUUUCUGGCCAAGGUAACCCUGUGGGAGAACCCUUGUGCGCAGAUCGCUUGUAGAGAGUUAUCAUCAAGGAUCAUUACGAGGAGCCGAUGGCUGUGGGCUCUUUGUUCCUUUUGUGCUGUGGCCGUUACGGGCGUUCGUUACAUUCCUGGCCGUUGUCGUCUCCUUAUUGUUGGCGUUUGUGAACCUGGCAAGCAAAUGGGACGUUGUGGGCGCUUGCCGGCAAGUAGGACGAUGUGGGCGCUUGCUGGCACUCGUGAAGCCGGCACGUGUAUAGGCCGUAGAGUCCGUCUUGCCAGUGGGCUGUUGUUAUUGAGUUUGGCCCGUUGGUGACGUGGUGGCCUCCCAUUGGUGACCGUUGAUGUGGCCAUUGGGAGGGUGCCACGUGUAGUGACCGUUGGGUGGGGGGGUUCUAUAAAUACCCCUCCCCCUCCGACGAGAAACCACAUUUGCAUUCUGAAUUGUCGAAGUGUUGGCCAUUUUUCUAGAGAGAUAAACUCCCAAGCUUGUUCUUCGUGUUCUUCGUUGUUCAAGGUUAGUGUUCAUCGCCAUCUUCUGUACUUUGUGCAUACUUUGCUUCCUAGGCUAGUGAUCUAGUGUUAGGCGUUUGAACACCCUUAGAUCCUAAGUUACUUCCCUUAGGCUCGUAGUAGUAGUUAUGAAGAGAUUGAACGAAGACUACUACCCUUACGACGACCAGCCCUCCACGAGGUCACUUGACUAUGAGGUGCUCGAGGAGUUCGAGGAGGAGAUACAACAUUUGAGUCCUUACAAAUCCGAAGAGCUGGUGGACGAUGAAGUCGAGGACGAGGAGUCCGCCUCUUCUUCCAGGGGUGAGGACGCAGGUGCGUCUCGAGUGGUGGACGGGGCGUCCACUUCCGCUGUCAUUCCCUGCCCGAGGCCGGUGUCUGCCGUGAAAGGAGCAGAUAAGCCGAAGAGGGUGAGGAGGCCGAAGAGUGGGCCGGGCCUCUCCUACCUCGAUCUCACCAACAUCUUUUUGAUUAAGCCGGAGAGCAGCGCGGCCGACUAUCUUGUUGCCCAGAUGUAUGUGGGGCCGUUUGGGCGGGUUAGGGCACCCAGGCCGACGGACCAUGUUCUUCUUCCGCCACCGGGAUACUUUGGAGUAUACCCGAUGAGUUUUGCUAAGGGGUUGAGGUUCCCCCUUCACCCUUUCAUCACUGAGUACCUGGACAUGGUAGGGCUUCCUCCGGCCUUGCUGACGCCGAACAGUUAUUCCUUGAUGGUGGGGUUUUUGCUCCGGUGUGAGGAGCUGGGCUACAAGCCGACAACGGCCCUAUUCAUGAAUCUGUACCAGAUCGGCCGAGGAAGCCACAAGAACUGUGCGGCCUAUGCUACUCUUCAACAGCUGCCAAAGAAGAGGAGCUUCACGGACUUGCCUUCGUCCAUUCAUGGGUGGAAGAGCAAGUUCGUUUUUGUAUCCCUGGGUGAGAGUGGCACCGAGUUUCCCUCCCUCGGCCAUACCGGGAGGUUCAAUCUCCAUGACCCGCCGAAGAGCUCUAUCUUGGAUGCUCAGGUGGAGGCUUUCCUGGAAGGGGGGCCGAGGAGCGUGAAGGAUUACAUUACUGAAUAUAAGAUGACCGCCCUCGGCUUCUUUAGAUACCAUGUGUAUGGCGAUAAGGAGGAUGAUCUCCAACUCUGGCCGAGGAUGACUACCACCUUCGAAGAGGCCGACGGCCCGGACUUGGGCAUCCCCGCUGAGGCCGAUGGUAAUGAUUUCUUCGGCUUUGUGUCUUUAUGCUUUGUUCUUUUGCCUUGCUAAUCUGUUGUUUUUCCUUUGUAGAUUUCGUCAUGGAUCGCCGUUCCAUAAUGGCUAUUGCUAAGGCCAAAGCGGCCGAGGAGUUGGCUGCUAAGGCAGCCGAGGCGGCCAGACGUGCCGCGGCCGAGGGAAGCGGGGCUACUGCUGGUGCGGCCCCAAAGCCUGCCCAAUCCAAGAAGAAAAGUCCUCCUACUGACGGCCAGAAGAAGUUAACUGAGGCCGGCCUGAACGUCGCCAAGAAGACGAAGAGGGCACCGUCUCCUUCCCAGGCUACUGAGGCCGGCACCCUUGCCGUCCCCAGUGUGGCCGAUAGCGGUCCUGUUGUGGACCUCACUGCUGCUGGCGAUGCUGCCCCAUCGCUUCCUCUCGUCCAGGAACCACGGACGAAGAGGGCCGGCAAGGAGAUUGUCGGUGCCACCUACCAGAAGAUGGUAGAGUACCCCGUCGGCGGGGGGGUGUUUGAUGAUGUCGUCCUUGGCCACGACGUCCUGGCCCAGGCCAUGCCGGCCAAAGAUAGGGCCUAUCUGAAGAGGCUCGGGGACGUGAAGAUUUACGAGGGCGGCAUGGACCUCCUCGUCCAAGUAAGUUACUUUCCUUCGUAUGUGUCGUUUUUUCUCGUCGUCCAUGUAGAGUCGUUUGCCUGAGUUUUGUUUUCCUUUUCUGCAGAGUGCCUUUAUGCUCAUGGAGAGCCAUAAAAGGCAGUACCGGGAGAUAGCUCGUUUGAAGGAGCUGGAGCAGAAGGCUGCCUCGGCCGACGAGGCGGUAGCUUGCCUGGAUCGGCUCCGGGAGGAUGCCAAGGCUUUGCAGCAAAGGGUCGAUGAAGCCGCUGCAGCCAGGGACGAUGCCCUGGCCAAGCUCGAGGAGAGCAAGAGGGAGCUUGAGGCCGAGCGGCGCAAGAAUGAAGAAGCCGUGAAGGCGAAAGCUGAGGCCGAGGCCGCCGCUGUGAGGGCUGCUGAUGAGGCCGUUGAGAAGUUCCUGGCCGAGGGUUGGAAGGCCGAUGAGAGGCUUCCCUGGUGCUACGAGGUGGUGGCCGCCAGGCUUGAGAGUUGGGGGAUGAACUCCCCCGCCGGCCAGGAGUAUUUCAGCAGAGAGAUGGCCGUGUAUUAUAACAUGGGCCAGGAGCGGAUGCAAAGGCUCCUGUGUCGGCGGCUAUCUCGUGCUUUGAAGGCCAUGAAUUACACGUCUGGGUGGGCUAGACGGAACCUGAAGCUUCCAAAGCUGAUGAAGGAUCCUGAAGAGCAGGCCCAGCUUCCGCUGUCGGAGCGUGAGUCCCCCAUUGAGAGUUCUGGCCUCGGCGAGCCGGAUUACACGGAGUUUGAUUUCCUCGACGAUGCCACCAGUGCUGCGGCUGCCGGCGGCCAGGAGGCUGAGGCCGAAGAGGGAGCUGAAAACGUUGAAGAGCCAGCCGAGGAUGGAGGCGCUCAUGAGGCUUGAUCGGCUACUCCCUUGUAAUUAGUUUUUAUUUUUUCCCAAAUGAUGUAACGGCCGAAGAGCCCACCUUUGUACUGAACUGAAUAUAAAUGAAAUUUUUUGCUGUCCUGAUCGGCUUUGAAUUCCUUGUAUGCUUGUUGCCUUUUGUCAUUUCACAACUUGGUUCACCCGCGAGUGUCCGCUACGUCCGUGAGGUCGUCCUCCCUGUACUGUGGCAUGGUCGGCCUGUUCAUCUUUGCUUUACUAUCAGAACACUUAGGAUUUUUUUUUAAAAAUUUCCUAAGUGUUUUGGGUCCACGUAGUUGCUUUCCUUCCGGCCGGGUGGCUUGGUCGGCCUGUCCGGUGCUUCCUUACUAUCAUAACACUUAGGAUUCAUUCAAAAUUUUCCCAAGUGUUUUUGGAUUCACUUAGGUGCUUUCCCUUCGGCCUUGACCGUGGUGUCCGCUCCGUCCUGGCGUUGGAUUUAUCAUUCUUGACAAAUGCUCUGGGAGAUUUCCCAAGUGUUUGAGCCAGUGUCGUUGUCGGCCUGCAUCCUUGUGUUGUGGCCGAUAAGGGCACCUUCACCUUGAUCUUUUGAACUUAGAAUUUUUCUAAGUACACAUGCAGAGGUGUAGGUAGCUAACGGCCUUGGAGUAUACAGGUACCCGCUUCGGCUAGAGUUCCUUCAUUUGAGUACUUAGAGAAUUUUUCUAAGUAUAAAUGUAAGGCAUUUACUUCUUUGUGGUACCGCUGCCGGCCAAGGUCUGGCUUGUGGCCGAUGAGGGUGCCGGACAAGGAAUGGUUUUACCAAGGAGAUGGUCCUACCUUCGUCGGCUAGCCAUGGUUCCUUGUUGAGGAACCCUCUUUUUUCUCAGGAUUUUUUCUAAGUGUUUGGCAAACACUUGAACAAAUUCCCAAAUAACUUUCGCUUGACCAACAGCCUUGGUUCCAGUGCCUGCAGCGACCAUCCGAGAUGCUGUGGCAAGUAGAGGUUGUUUCUUGAUUGCUUGAUUCUUCCGCGGGUGUGAUAAGUGCCCGCUUCGUCCUGGUCAUCCUCAGGAUUGUGAUUCUUUGUUUCAUACCACGCGUUGGUGCUUCAAAGGACUGUGGCCGAUGAAGGUCACCUCUCGCGUAUCACCCAAUCGAUGCGGUUAGGGUUUUAUAGGCGUGUGUUUCGGCCUUGAUCAUUCCCUUGUAGUGCGUGGACGUGUCGUCCAUGAUACCUGUCAGUGGUGCUACACUUGUGUUCAACUGAUAUGUAUUUGGCCAAACUGGGCCUGAAUUGUGGGGAUUUUAUUUUUCAUUGCUCGAGGCCGGCAAGUGUGCACGGCCGUCGGCUUCCCUCUUUUUCCCUUGUAUAUUUUUUUUUUCGUUUCGGGGAGUAUCCUUCUUUCAGGCUUCGGCCGAAGGGUGUGCUCGUCCUUCGGCCGGUUCGGACUUCGUUUAUAACGUCCGUGAUCUCAGGGCGGGUCCCGUCGCCUAUUUAUGACGCGGGCUAGACUUUUGGUUGGUUUCCAACGGCUGUCGUUGCCCAUCCCUGAGUUUUGGGAUUUUGUCACCUCGGCCAUGAUUUCAGGCCUGUCGUCCUGCGAUCUGGCACGUGGACGACGCGGUGAGCUUCCCGUUUCAAGACGUGGGCCGUUUGCGGGCCCCUCGUCCUGGGGACAUCGUCGGCCAUACCUGAGCGUUUGACUUCUAGGCUUACGGGGCCAGGAUGAUGUGCUCUCUCAGCUAGGCCUGAGCCCUUCGCUGAUACAAAAUACAAUGGAGUGCCUGAGCUUGUUGCUCGUAGGCUUCAAAUGCAAGGGGCCACGUCGGCCAUACCUGAGCCUUUCGCUCUAAGGUGGCCGACGGGGGCACCUGCUAAUGUUUUACUUUAAAUUCCAGAGAAAAAAUCAGGAACAUGAUUUUAUUCAUAAGUGGCUCGAGGCCGAGGGUGGCGUUCAAUCAGUAACCCGUUAAGGGGUGAGGGCUUCGCCGUCUACACCUCCUUCGAAUUACUGAUAAAACUUCACCAGAUGGUGUACAUUCCACGUUCGUGGUACAUUGGACCCAUUCGGGCGUUUGAGCUUGUAGGUGCCGGGUUUGACCACGGCACUGACGAUGUAGGGCCCUUCGUACUUCAAUGCUAGCUUGCCACCCUCUGUCGGCUGGCUUGCUUCCCUUCGGCGGAGGACGUAGUCCCCCACCUGAAAUUCCCGGGAACGUACCUUGGCGUCAUAGUAUGAUUUUACUUGACACCGGUAGUUCUCUGCUCGGACGUAAGCUUGCUCACGCCUCUCAUCGACCAGGUGCAGGUCAACCUUCAUGUUCUCUUCGUUGGCGUCAGGCUCGUACUGUUCCACCCGUCGGCUGGGGAUGGCAACUUCCGUGGGUGCUUUUGCCUCAAAGCCGUAGCACAGGGCGAAAGGCGUUUCACCUGUCGCCCUCCUCGGCGUAGUUCUGUAGCACCACAGGAUGUUGGGGAGCUCGUCGACCCAACUACCUCCUGCAGCCUGGAGCUUCUUCUUCAGCCCCUCCAUAAUUGUUCUGUUGGCGUUCUCGACCUGCCCGUUGCCCUGAGGGUAGGCAACGGAGGAGAAACGAUGCUUUACCCCAAACUCCCGGAGGAGUUCUUGGAAAGGGGCUACCUCGAAUUGGGUGAUGUUGUCUGAUAUAAUCUCCUGGGGGACGCCAAAGCGUGUGAUGAUGUUCUUGUAAGCAAAUUUUUGGCAUCUGGCCCCCGUGAUGCUAGCCAAGGGCUCCGCCUCGACCCACUUGGUGAAGUAGUCGACGGCGACGAUGAUGUAGCGGUUAUUCCCGGCGGCUCUGGGCAGGGGGCCGACCAGGUCAAUCCCCCAUCUGGAGAAUGGAAUUGCGGUGCUGACGGGGGCGUAGUUGACGGCUGGCCGACCAGGGGCCUUCUGGAGUACCUGACAUGUGGUGCACUUCCUGGCCAGGUCAGCGCAGUCGCGUGCCAUCGUCGGCCAGAAGAAGCCCUGGACGACGAGACGCCGGGACAUGCUGAAAGGCCCCUGGUGUGAGGAGCAGACGCCACAAUGAACUUCUUCCAUGGCUAUGUCGGCCUCAUCCUGGUGGAGGCAUCGAAGGAGAGUGCCAUUGUAGGAUCGUUUAUAGAGUUUGCCAUCUUCGAUGGUGUAGCUUGGGGCCCUGAGUUUGGCAAGUUUGGCUCUCUCCUCGUCCGGGGGCAGCUCCCCCGUUGCGAUGAAGGUGGCGAUGUCGGAGAUCCAGUCCUCUGGUCGUUGUUGGACGCACAAGACGGGGCUGGCAUGGAUGCUGGACAUGCUCAACUCCUCGAUCUUGGCCAACUGGGAGAUGUGCUCCGGGGUGUCCGAGCUGAGUUUGGAGAAGAUGUCGGCUUCGGCGUUCUCGGCCCUUGGGAUCUAAGUGAUCUCGUGGGUUUCAAACGCUUUCAGCAACUCCUCCGCCGCUUGUUUGUACUGCUUCAUCCAGCCUUCCUUUGCUUCGUACGAUCCCUCCACCUGGCCCACUACCAGUUUGGAGUCGCACUUGAUUUUGAGGUGCUUGGCCUUGAGGCCGGCUGCGAGUCUGAGACCGCUGAGAAGGGCCUCAUACUCGGCUUCGUUGUUGGACACCCUGAAGUUGAAGCGGAUGGCAUGGUAAGCUCUGAAUCCUUCAGGGGAUAUGAGGACGCCGCCGCCGCCGCAUGAUUUCGCGGCCGACGAGCCGUCAGUGAACAAGGUCCAUGUAUCGUCCUGCUCCGGCCCGGGGUUGGCGACGGCCGUCUCCCUUGCUGUGCAUUCGAUGACGAAGUCGGCCAAGGCUUGCCCUUUAAUGGAUGGCCUUGGCUUGAUCUCAAUUUGGAACUGGCUGAGGAAGAUCGCCCAUUUCACCAUCCUAGAGGAGCUGGUGGGGCUCCUCAUGAGUGCGCCGAGAGGCUGCUGGGUCAGUACAUGGACGGCGUGGGCCUGGAAGUAGUGUCCCAGCUUCUUCACCGUAUGGACGAUGGCCAGCACCGUCUUCUCAAUGGGGGAGUACCUGAGCUCGGCCUCCCUGAGCGUCUUGCUGAUGUAGAAGAUGGCCUUCUGCACCCCUUCGUCCUCACGGAUGAGCACGGAGCUGAUGGCCGACAUGCUCACCCCUAAGUACAAGAAGAGGGUUUCGCCGGCUUUGGGCUUGGAGAGCACGGGUGGGGACGACAGGUACCUUUUCAAUUCGUCGAAUGCUUCCUGGCACUCCGUCGUCCACUUGAAGCUGUUUGCUUUACGCAUGAUCUGAAAGAAGGGGAGUGCCCUCUCGGCUGACCUGGAGAGGAACCGGUUUAAGGCCGCCAGGCGCCCCGUCAGUCGCUGUACCUCCUUGACGUUGCGGGGCGGCUCCAUGUUGAUGAUAGCCUGCGUCUUCUCCAGGUUUAUCUCGAUGCCUCUCCGGCUGACCAUGUAGCCGAGGAACUUGCCGCCCUGGACGCCGAAGGCGCAUUUCUUGGGGUUGAGGCGGAGCCUGAACUCCUUCAUUAUUUCAAAGAUUUCCCGGAGGUCGUCGGCGUGGGAGGUGGCCUGCCUGCUCUUGACGAUCAUGUCGUCGACGUUCGCCUCCAUCGUCCGGCCAAGGACCGCUCUGAAGAUCUUGGCCACCAUCCUAGUAUAGGUGGCGCCAGAGUUUUUGAGUCCGAAGGCCAUGACGAGGUAGCAAAAGAUUCCCUCUGGGGUCAUGAAUGUCGUCUUCUCAGCGUCAUCUUCAUGCAUGGAGAUCUGGUGGUACCCUCUGAAAGCGUCGAGGAACGACAUCAACUCGCACCCCGCCGUCUCGUCCACCAGCUGAUCAAUGUUGGGGAGAGGGAACGGGUCCAUGGGGCAUGCCUUGUUCAGGUCAGUGUAAUCAACACACAUUCUGAACGUCGGCGGUUUAUGUGCGAGGACGACGUUGGCCAACCAUGUCGGGUACUUCACCUCUUUGAUGUGUUUGAUUGAGAGGAGCAUGGCGACCUCCCCUCUGACGAAGUCCCGCCUGUCGGCGGACAAGUAGCGCCGCUUCUGCUUGACAGGCGCGGAGGCCGGAUCGACGGUCAGCCGGUGAGUGAUCACCUGGCGGCUGAUGCCUGGCAUAUCGUCCGGGCCCCACGCGAAGAUAAUGGCGUAUGACCGUAGGACGAGGAGGAUGGCGUCUCGUUGGUCCUGGGGGAGUUGUUUUCCGACUCUGAGAACCCGCUCCGGCCGGGAGGUAUCCAGAGGGAUUUCCUCGACCUCCUCGGCCGGCUCCGCAUGUGGCCUCUCCUCGUCCAUGGCGGCGGCGGUCGUGAUGGUGUCUAUUCUCUGGCCUUCCCUCUCGGCCGGCCUCGUCAGUUUGAGGUAGCAUGCCCUGGCUAUCCUCUGGUUUCCUCUGGCGUAGCCGAUGCCGUCGUUGGUGGGGAACUUUAGGCACAAGUGCUUCAUGGAGAUGAUGGCCUCCAAGUCCUCCAGCGCUGGCCGGCCCAAGAUCAGGUUGUGGGCGUACUGGAGGUUGACCACCAUGAACUCCGUGUCAUUUUUGGCAUGGUGGGGGCCGUCACCGACCUCCACGGGGAGGACUAUCGUGCCCUCAGCGUCGAUAGAGUCCCCGGUGAAGCCGGAUAACGGUGUCUUGAUCGGCUUCAACAGAGCUCUGUCCAGCUUCAGCUGCUUGAAGGUGUCCAGGUACAUCACGUGGACGGAGCUCCCCGUAUCGAUGUAAGUUCGGUGGAUGAUGGAGUCACCGAUCUCACAUCGGAUGACGAGGGCGUCCCUGUGUGAUUCCGUACCCGAAGGCAGAUCCCUGUCGGUGAAGGUGAUCGCCUCCGUUCGCUGCUUCUUCGGCUGGGGGGGGGGGGGGGACGUGGGACACCUCCCCAAUGUAAAGGGAUUGGGCCCAUUUCUUUCUCUGAGUGGCGGAGUCCCCCCCAGUGUUCCCACCUACGAUGAGGUGGAUGUGAUUCUUCUUCGGCGGGGGCUCUUCAAAGUCCUCGUCGUCGCUGAGCCUACCAAUCUCCCGCUUCUUCGCAGAGGGUUCACCCCCAUGUUUGCCGGUGUUUACCCAAGUGUUCUUGCGUGGGCCACCUUUGACAAACUGGGAGAGUUCCCCCUGGCGAAUAAGGCGUUCGAUGGCCUUCUUCUGUGUGAUGCAAUCGUCGGUGUUGUGCGACGAGUUCUUGUGGAACCGGCAGUAUGUGUCGCCCUGCUGGAUGGCAACGAUCUCCUCGGCCGGCCGAGGAGCCUGCUCGAUGAGGCCGUGCUUCUCGGCAUAAUCGAGGAUGGUGCCGACUGGGUGGGUGAGGGUUACCCCCGGCCGUUCCAACCUCGGCCGCCAGUGGCGAUCGUUCUUACUCUGUCCACCAGAGCCGUGACGGCCCUGGGCACCCUGGCCGGCCGGGGACGGACCCGGGGCCGGCGAAGGAUUUGUCUUCUUGGGGGGAUGGCCCCCCUCUCUCUUGUGAUUGUGGAGCUCGUCGGCGUCGGCAUACAAACCUCCGCGCUGGAGCGCCUUGGCGUACGACCUUAGGGGGUCGGUGAUGAGGCUCCUAGCGUACGGGGAGCUGCGGAGGCCCCCCUGAUACAAGGCAAGGAGGGUGCGCUCAUCGGCCCCCUCGACCUCCUCGGUUUCCCUCGUCCACCGAUCAAUAAAUGACCGGAGGGAUUCUUCGUGCUGCUGUUUCACGGAGAGCGGGUGGGUGAAAUACUUCUUCGCGCGCUUCCUCCCGGCAAAGUGAGUGAGGAAGCGCUGGGCGAGAUCCUGCCAUGAGUCGAUACUCCCUUCGGGGAGCGCGUUGAACCACUCGUACGCUGGCCCCUCGGGAGUAGAGAGGAACCAACGGCAGAGGUAUUCGUCAGACGCGUUCACCAUCAGCAUGUUGUUCUAGUAACGGCUGAAGUGUUCCUGGGGGUCUGAUCGGCCGUCGUAGGUCUUGAUGGCGUUCCCCCUGUACUUCUCCGGAAUGGGGGCCGAGAGGACCCUGUUGGUGAAAGGGGUCCUGGUCCUGACCUGGAUGAUGGGGUCACCUCGCCCCUCGGCCAGCUCCCUCUCCAGGGCGCUGACCUUGUUCAUGAGCGCGUUGAGGCCGGGGUCGUUGGAGGCGCCGGGCGUAGGGAUGUUGGCCGACUGCUUGGCUUCCAUCUGAGCCAGCCUCCUUUCCAGCUGGGCGAUGACCUCGUCCCGCGGGUCCCUGGCGGCCGCAGCGGCGCCCGGCUGGUUCCUCAUGCGCUCGUUGUGAGCCGCGUUGAUCUGGUGACGCACGUCAUCCUCGUGCAACUUUCCCUUGCCCUUGUCCGGGCGGGGCUGGUCCGCUGUCCGGGACACAGACCCCAAGCUUUCCCUCGGCGAGCCGGGACGAGGAUCACCAAUCCGUCCCGCCAUCCUCUCCGAAACCGGACGACGGCACGUGUCACCUAGCCUAUUGAAGGCAGAGGCUUUUCCACGCGCUGGGGUCUGCCCAGGCCGAAGAGGGGAAGCAGGGUGGGAGUGGGACGACGCCGUGUCCUGGGGCACCACCCCCUCAUCGUUGCCUAUCUGGACGGCCAACGGUUGGGGCUGAGGGGGUUGAGUGACGUUCCCUCCGGUCCUUGGCAAGAGUGCGCUGAGGACGGUGGGGUUCUGAGCCAGGCUGGCGAUGAUGACCGACAGCGCGGCCUGGACCUGCGGAUCCACGGACGGAGAGGCUGCGGCCAUAGGCUGGGCCGGGGCGUGGUCCGUCUUCUCAGCUCGCUUCUUGUCCAGGCCGAGGCGGGCAUCAGGGACUCCGCCGUUGAGUUGGUUGCGGAGGUCCGUCGUGAGGUUGAAGGCCUCCUGGAAGAGGUCCCCUCCGCCGACCUGGUCGGCCGUGGCGUCCUCAUCGUGCUCUCUGGGCUCUUGGUCCUCAGGGAUGGUUUUGCUGACGAGGUUGCGGUUUGACUUAGUUCUCCCCAUGAUCAGUGGUUAGCUGUGCUUGGUAGCGACGAAGGGUGUUAACUUGAUUGUUCUAGCUCUCAACGAGAGCACCAAAUGAUAGAGUAUAUCUAGAGAGAAGUGAGAGCUAGAGAGAGAAGUGCAAUAAUAUGCUUCAAUAGAAUGAUUUUGUAACCCUAUAACUACUCCCAAGGGGAGUAUUUAUAGAGAAAAUACGGGCUGGACUCUCAAACCUUGGGCUUGGGAGGCCCAUUUACAACUGGACCGCUACUGGGCCGAAUACAAAGCCACUAAUGGGCUGUACAAAUGAGUAAGUGCGAAAUCCGGUUCUGGGAGGUCCUCGUGGCCGACGAGGGCGUGGCCGACGAGGGCACGGCCGACGAGGGCACCCGGGUUCCUUGGGCUCAGGACCAUAAUCUGGGUUGGCCCCUUCUUCGGCCGACGGGGGCGUCUUGGCCGACGAGGGCGCCACUCUGUGUCUUGUGUUUUCUGUUCUUCCGAGUAUGUGGGUCCGGGGGCUCAGACCCAUAUACUCCAUCACUUACUCUAUCCUAUAAUGAAAUAAUUUGCAAUUUUACUUUUCUUGACAACAUGAUGUAAUUUUAUUCUCUUAUUUUGAGUAUAAAAUUUACGUAAAAUUUAAUUUUCAAAAGAGAUUUACAUAUUAACGUCCAAAUUGUAUUAUUAGCCAAUCCUAAAGAUCACAAAUUAAAUUGCAAAUCAAUUUAGGAUAUGUGAUGUUUCCCAUACAAUUCAAUGUAUUCUAAAUGUUUUAUAAAAAAUCUCAUUUAAUCGGUGAUAGGUGUUUUGAGUGGGUGUGAAUCAACAUAGUUUCUCUAUUUGAGAAAAGCAUACUCUAGCACAAUUGGGGUGUAAAAAAUAUUGCUCCCCAACCCAUCCAAGCACAAAUGAACUGCCACCACUUCUUUUCAAGCAGUGAGAGAAUACGGAUCAUACCAUUCUUUUUGUUAUCAGUUAGUUGAUGGCGGACAUUUGGUGAUUGCCAAAUCCCAAUACUCCAUCAAGUGUGCAAUUGGCUUUCUAUGCAUUGCGUUGAGUUGCACAUCUCUAAUGUUAAAAUAAAAACACAAGUGAUACAAUCAAAAUUAGAUCAAUUCAUCAAGUUUUAAAACAAAGGCAUUCGACCGAAAUACAUAGACUUCAUACUUGCAAUGAGUAUUUUAUAUUCAACAACACUUACCCAUAGGUAAUUGGAGCAAAAUUGUUAGCAGUGGAAGUUUCAACAUUUUUUCCUGGAAAAUUCUUUGGGAGGAGACCCAAAUGAAUAUUUAUGUUAUAAAGUUUUAAAAAAAUGGUUAUUGAUAAGUGAUCAAAAUUUAAUAUGAUUCGAAUAUUUUUUUCAAAUUUUCUAGUAUCCGAGAAGUAAAGAAAACAUCAAUAAUCAAGAGAUCUAUUGUUUGUGGAGUCACUUACCCAAUGCCCAAGCUUCCUCCAAGAGGGAGAUCUACCGCACCAUCCAAUUAUAGUUGCAAGAGUGAUAUACUCCUAACUCUGUCUUGCUCUUUGAAUAGACUUAUUGAAAUACUGUGGUUUGUUGAGAUUGCUUUUUCCACACCAAAACUCACUAUCUCUCUAUCACAAACAAGUGAAACUACAAAUGCCACAAGUAACCCCAAAUCAACAGAUGUUCUCCCACUCAUUGUUGAUUCUUCAUUGAGCUUUUUGACUCAUAAUUGUACAUUGCACAAUUUAAGAAUUUUGAUUUUGGGGUUUAAACAUUUUGUGCAUUGAACAAUAUGUUCAGACUCCAAAUUUAAAUUUCUCAAAAUGUGCAUUGUACAAUUAUGAGUCAAAAAGACCAAUGGAUGGAUCAACCAUGAUUGAGAGACCAUUCAUUUGGUUUUACUUAUGGUAUUGAUAAUUCCAUUUGUUUGUGACAGAGAUUGGUUUUACUUAUGAUUGUGAGAGACCAUUCAUCUGGUUUUACUUAUGAUUGUGGGUUUUAGCGUGGAAAAGGCAAUCUCAACAAAUCAUAGUAAUGUAAUAAGCACAUUCACAGAGCAAAAUAGUGUUAGGAGUAUCCGGCUCUUGCAAUCAUGCUUUCAUGGCGACUCAAAUCUCCACCUUGGAGAAAGCUUUAAGAUUUGUGAUGUGAUUCCACAAACAAUCGAUCUCUUGAUGUUUAUUUAUAUCUCGCAUACUAGAAAAUUGAAAAAACACAUUCAAAUCAUAUUAAAUAUUCACUUAUCAAUAAUUAUUUGUUUUUGUUAGAAUUUAUUACACAAAUAGUCAUUUGGGGUCUUUUCCUACAGAAUUUCAUGUCCAACUUAAUUAGACACAGGAAGUGACGGUCUAUGAGUGAAUUGUGUUUGUGGCAAGAAAUAUUGUGAACACCAAUCCAUGCUAGAGGUAAAAUUCGACAUGACUUUAUUUUCCUUAUAAUAGUCAAAGGUCCAAAAAAGGUUAAAAUGAUUAACAUAUAUUACAUGUUAUAUAUAUCUACUUACAUGUCCAUUUGUCCUUCUUUGACCCAUUGACCUCUGUGACGUUGAGAUUCAAUCUGUGCCUGACAAGGAAAUAUGCACCGGGGUUGGUUCCGGAUGUUCUGUCCAGAACCACCACACUUACUCUCAUCACUAUCAUUUUUGGGCACUACUGCAUUAUGUAACUAAUAUGUUCCAUUUAGGAAAAAAAUGGAACCUCCACUAUUAACACCUUCUCUAAUUACUUUUGCGUAAGCAAUGUUGAAUAUCAAAUAGACAUUCUAUGUAUGAAGUGUAUGUAUUUCGAUUGAUUUUUUUUUGAAAACUUGAUGAAUUGAACUAGUUGUUUCUUUCUUUGUAUCACUUGUUUAUUUAUUUUAACAUUACAUAUGCAACUCAGUGACAGGGCAUAGAAAUCCAAAUUGCAACACUUGAUGGAGUAUUAGGAUUGUUCAAUCGCCAAAUUUACGCCGUAAACGAGCGAGUAGCAAAAGGAGUAAUAGUAUCCACAAUCUCCCGCGGCUUGAAAAGAAGUGGUUGCUGUUCAUUUUUGCUCUGAUGGGUUGUGGUCACUAAUAUUUUUACACCCCAAUUGUGCAAUGUAUGUUUUUAUGAAAUGGAGAAACUAAGUUGAUUUCCACGCACUCACAACCUAAAGCAGACCCUUUUUGUAAAACAUUUAGAUUGUGCCGAAUUGUAAUGAUAAAAAUCAC